CACAUCAUCUCUUCCUUGAUCAUAGAAGCUGAAAGAGAAAAAGAUUUCUAUCUCAUUCAUCAAAAAAUGAAGAAUCAGGUACUUGAACAAGUCAUUGGAGUUCCAAUGAAAUCAACACUGUAUCAAAUCGAGAGAAUGCCAAUACGAUACUUACCGGACGCUGCUGGCCAGUACCGCAUUCCGUCAUCCGCUGAAGGGUCUAUCAAAUUUAUAAAAGGCAAAGGGAACUUUGUUCUUAAAAGGAUGAACAAGCUUGGAAAGAAGGCUGAUACUUUCGCCCAUGGAGUCCGGGAACAUGUGAGGGUAGGGCCAAAGAUCACUGAAACCGUGAAGGGAAAGUUGAGUUUGGGGGCAAGAAUUCUUCAAGUUGGAAGCGUGGAUAAGAUAUUCAAACAAUUGUUUAGUGUCGGAGAAGGAGAGAAGCUGUUGAAAGCAUGCCAAUGCUAUAUAUCAACAACAGCAGGUCCCAUAGCUGGUUUACUUUUCACCUCAUCCCAAAAGGUCGCCUUUUGCAGUGACAGAUCAAUCAAAAUCCCAUCUCCUGAUGGAGAAUUCCUCAGAUUCCAUUACAAGGUUUUGCUUCCACUUGAGAAAAUAAAGGGAGUUAAUGAGAGUGAAAACGUGAAGAAACCAUCACAGAAGUACAUGGAAAUUGUGACGGUAGAUGAUUUCGAGUUCUGGUUUAUGGGGUUCUUGAAUUACCAGAAAGCUUUCAAGUACCUUCAGCAAGCAAUCUCCCAAAGAUACCUAAAUGAUGUACUGCAAGUCACUUUCUAG
Hibiscus syriacus is the source of this 777-nucleotide messenger RNA. RefSeq names its product putative GEM-like protein 8. The transcript is spliced from 3 exons. Bases 67 to 777 code for a protein of 236 amino acids. The record is from RefSeq and is a predicted model, not a curated record. NCBI's taxonomy places the organism in Eukaryota, Viridiplantae, Streptophyta, Magnoliopsida, Malvales, Malvaceae.